UUAACCCGGUCACAACGUAGGGAAGUUGCUCACGGUUUUUCCGCGUUGCCAUGGGGUUUUGUAAAACCUAUUGACUGCGAUAGGGUCCCUUCUUUUCUUUGAGUCUGUCUUUGUGGAGGAGGAGGAAGAAACCGCUAUUACUUUUUCUUUCCAGAGGCGGGUCGGGGGGAGCGAUAGUAGCAUCCAGGGGAGGAGGGAGGUGCUCCGGCUCAGACCAACUGCGAGGCACCGCGGCGUUACGUUAACAGUUAAACCUGCCUCUGCUCUCCUCUUCCAGCGGUGGGGACAAAUUCAACUUUCUCAGCGGCUGUCACGACAUGAGUUGCACCUGAAGAUGGAUUCUCACUUCUCUGUGGCUUUCUGCUGACCCUUCCGGUUUCCUGUGGCAUGUUUCACAAGCCAGAGGAUGUGUGUCAUCUUCCCAGUAAGGACAUCAGGGUGGUCUCCUGUUGUAUGAUUCAACUUCAGCACCACAACUCCUUGAGAUACGGUACCGCAUCUUUGGUGCACCAGAGAGAUGAACUGAGGACUCAGUAGGAGAGAGCACUCGUUUCCUGAGGACGUCCAACAUUUAAGGAGAAACCAUGAGGUUGCAGAGGAGCCCGGGACUGGUCACCGUGCUGGGCUUGAUUGCCUGUGUUUGUGCCUUUCAUACGACUGCAGCCAUCAACAUCCCUCUGGAGAUUUUAGGUCAUGUAAACAUUGAGCAGCUGCCCGACAUCACAGCUCAGUCACCCAGCUCUCUCAUCGCUUUCCCUUUUGAUGAGAGCUUCCCCAUGACGUGUGAAGCCAAAGGGAAUCCCGAGCCAGAAUUCAGAUGGACGAAGAAUGGCCAGGAAUUCGACCCCUCUCUGGACCCCCGUCUGAUGAAAGAGGAGAAUUCUGGGACUUUUGUGAUACCUAAUAAUGGGAACCUCACAGAGUACCAGGGAACCUAUCGCUGUUACGCCUCAAACAAACUUGGGACCGCCAUAUCGAAGGAGAUUGAGUUCAUUGUGCCCCAUGUUCCGAAGUUUCCUAAAGAAACACUCGAUCCUGUUGUGGUGGAGGAAGGCCAACCCUUUGUUUUAGAAUGUAAUCCACCUAAAGGAAUACCUCCACUGCAGAUCUACUGGAUGACUAUCAAUCUUCAGCACAUAGAACAGGAUGAGAGGGUGUCUAUGGGCCUGAAUGGAGACCUGUACUUCUCUCACGCGGUGGAGAAGGACAGCAGGAGAGACUAUUGCUGCUUCGCCGCCUUCCCGCGAAUACGAACCAUUGUUCAGAAGACCGCCAUGUCUGUCGUUGUGAAGACAAAAAAAAGUGACACGAAUCCUGACACUGCCAAUGCAAUCCUUGAGAGAAGACCUUCUCUUCUGACGCCCUCUGGUGGCGCAUCAGCAACACAGCUGGUCAAAGGGGAGGACUUGAAAUUGGAAUGUAUUGCUGAGGGAUUUCCAACUCCACAGGUUGAGUGGGUGAAGAUGGGUCAUCAGCUCCCAGUUAAAGCAAAACUGGAGAAUCAUGGGAAAUUGCUGAUUGUUCCCAAAGUUGAACUGGAGGACAGCGGGAAGUACAUGUGCAGGGCAAAGAACGUACUUGGGCAAGUUGUCCAUUACUUCACCGUGACAGUAGAAGAGCCUCCAGAGUGGGUGGUUGAGCCUGAGAGUCAGCUCAGCAUGAUUGGCUCGGAUGUGCUCAUCAAGUGCUCUGCCACUGGGACUCCUCGGCCAACUAUAACGUGGAGGGUGAACGGUGAACCUCUGCAGGGUGCUCCUGCAGCCAACAGGAAGGUGUUCGAUGACACAAUUGUUUUACGUAACGCCAAAGAAUCUGACAGUGCAGUCUAUCAGUGUGAGGCCUCCAACAAACAUGGAACCCUUCUGUCAAACGCAAACAUCAUGAUUAUGAAUCUGCCCCCUAUGAUUCUGACCAAGGAUGGGGAGGAUUACUCUGCUGUGGAGGGGAAGGGAGUGAUGAUGCACUGCAAUGUCUUCAGCUCUCCUCCUUCUACAAUCACUUGGAGCAAAGACGACUCCUCUGAAUCCGUGGAGGGACCGAGGUUUGCAGUUCACGACAAUGGUUCGCUGGAGAUCUACAGCCUGGAGAAGGAUGACACAGGACAGUACACGUGUUUAGUUAAAAACACAGAGGGAACGUCCGCCAUUGAUGCCAUGCUCUAUGUGAAAGAUCCCACUAGAAUAGUCGUGGCCCAGGAGGACCUGCAGAUCUUAAUAGGUACCACGGCCCAGCUCUCAUGCCUCGCAGAGUACGACAAGUCCUUCAGCAACGACUUUGAGCUCCUGUGGGAAAAAGAUGAUAUGGAGAUAUCCCUCAACUACACUGAGAAUUCAAGAUACUUUGUGGAGGAUGGUAUCCUACAGAUUAUCAAUGUAAGCCACAGUGACCAGGGUGUGUACACGUGUGUGGCAAGAACUCCAGUCGACCAAGACUCGGCUUCCGCUCUGCUCAUGGUGUUAGAUGUCCCCGAUGCUCCUGAGUACUUGGUACUGUCUGAACACAAGAGCAAAAGUGUGAAACUGAAAUGGAUCCCCGGGGACAACCACAACAGCUCCACCACAGAGUUUAUUAUUGAGUACGAGGAAAGCCAGUGGGAGCCAGGAAACUGGAAGGAGCUGCUCCGAGUACCCGGGAACCACAACUCUGCCGUGCUCAAACUCCACGGCCACGUCGACUACAGCUUCCGAGUGUCUGGUGUUAACGCCAUAGGAAGGGGUCCUCCCAGCGAGCCCACAGAGAGAUACAAAACCCAGCCAUCAGCUCCUGACAAGAACCCUGAAAAUAUCAAAAUCGAAGGUCAUUUACCACAUGAAAUGAAUAUCAACUGGGAGCCCUUAUUACCCAUUGAGCACAAUGGCCCUGGUUUGGAGUAUAAGGUGAGUUACAGGAGGCAGGAUGUGGAGGAGGAAUGGAAGGAGUACAUGGUGAAGAGACACUCAUUUGUGUUGAAGAACACUCCCACAUUUGUGCCCUACGAGAUCAAGAUCCAAGCCAGGAACCAUCAGGGCUGGGGACCAGAGCCCAAGAUAGUGAGCGGCUACUCAGGAGAGGACUUUCCCUCUGCUGCACCUGAGGAUGUAGCUGUGGAGGUGAUGAACAGCUCAGUGGUCAAGGUUAGCUGGACGCGUGUACACAAGGACAAGUUACAUGGACAUCUGGGAGGCUACAGGGUAAGCUGGUGGCGUCUGCGCAGUCUGGUGGAUGCAAAGAAAAGCCACGGAGACAAAAAUACCCUAACGUUCCCCGGGGACCGCAACCAUGCCACAGUACCAGGACUGACGCCGUUCUCUGAGUAUAGCCUCAUCGUCAUGACCUUCAAUGGGCAGGGCAACGGCCCCGGCAGCCAUCCCCUCAACUUCAAAACCCCAGAGGGAGUCCCUGAGAAAAAUCCUGUUUUCAGGGUCAAAGAUGUACAGAGGCACACUGUCUCUCUGGUCUGGGCCCCGCCACAGGAGCCUAAUGGGAUUCUCACCGGGUACCUCCUGGAGUAUCAGCUCAUCAAUGACACCGAGGAAGUGGGGCCCCUGCAGACAGUAGACAUCAGCAACCCAGACACCACCAAAUGGAUCCUGCGUGACUUGGAGCCUUUGAGCAAAUACAAGUUCUACCUGCGCUCCUGCACCACGGUGGGCUGCGGGCCCAUCGUCAGCGAGGAGUGCACCACUACCCUAGAAACAAGUCUGGCCAGCGUCCACGGAGGAAUAUCCACCCAGGGCUGGUUUAUCGGCCUGAUGUGUGCCAUCGCUCUCCUCACACUCACUGUGUUGAUCGCCUGCUUUGUCAACAGAAAUAAAGGAGGGAAGUACUCUGUAAAAGAAAAAGAGGACCUCCACCCAGACGUGGAAUCCCAGGGCAUGAAUGACGACACAUUUUGUGAAUACAGUGACAACGACGAGAAGCCGCUGAAGGGCAGCCAACACUCGCUGAGCAGAGAGAUCAAAGCAGGGGACAGCGGGGACAGCCUGGUGGACUACGGCGACGAGGACGCUCAGUUCAACGAGGACGGCUCCUUUAUCGGCGAGUAUGCGGGGCGAAAGGAGAAAAGGGCGUCUGCUGAGAUCAAAGCCACCAUUCAGACCCCGGCAUGAGGAGCGGAACGGCCAUCCAUCCUCUCCCGGACAACGUUUUCAUUAAACCUGCUGCGAGGAACAAAUGAAAAAGGAAACAGACAUUAUCCAUACCGAGCACAAGUUUUGUGUCAAAUGUAAUGCGUCAUUGCCAACUGCACACUGCCACCCACAUUUUAUAAAGCUCUGUUUUGUCAAGUUGCAACAGGAUGACCAUUACUAAAUACUGUGUAUAUAUAGUGUAUAUUGUAUGUGCGGAGUGUCUUUUUUUAUAAUUAUUAUUACACAAAAAAUGUAGAGGGCUUGGAUUUUCUUUUUAUUAUCUCCAUUACUUCAGCUGCAGUGCUGUUUGUACAAAUGUUAGGACAUUUCACUCUCCAUUGCACAUCAUUAUAUGCAGCUUUGCCUCUGAUGUCAUCUUGUAGUAGACCACAGAUACAGUAAGUGGGGAUAUCAAGUUGAUAUUUUUCAAUUGGAGCAUAUAUUACUGACCUUUUAUAUUUGAAAUUGAUUCAUUAAAUAUGAUGUAAGAUGUGUACAAAGGUUGCCUAUUAACUUAUUUUUUUGCCAGUGGUUUUAUACCUGACGAAGUAACAAGGACGUUUACAUAUCAGAAAUAAUGAUUCUUGAGUCACGAAGCUCCCUGUGAUCUUAGAGGAAAAUAAAAUGUAGCUAUUAUGUCUUGUUUAGUAUUUUCAUCCAUUGGACACUAUAAAUUACAGAUCUUGGUCUGUGCUUACUAUAACAGCUCCAUAAACUGCCGUACCAGAUCUGAAGGAGAUUUUCAAACAUGUUAUCCAUUAAAAUUUGCUAUAUAUCUCAUUCUUUAGAAAUUGUGUAAACCAGUUAUUCACCCUUUUUUUUUUUAAGAACUUUAGUAUUAAAACUACAACUACACAGUUGAAUCCAGUUUAUAGACAACAUAUAUUACAAUGCAAGCCUUUGCCACAAGCUGGUAUUGUAAAUGUAGUUGCUGUGAAAACACAGUAGCCAAACAGUCUUCAGAGGAAUAGUUUGACAUAUUGGGAAAUAUGCAUAUUUGCUUUCUUGGUGACAGAUGAGGCAGUCUCAUGUUUGUAUGGUAAAUAUGAAGCUAUAGCUGGCAGCCAGUUAGCUUAGCUUAGCAUAAAGACAUGAAAACCUUCUUCAACCUUUGGGGCUUAAAAAAACAUAAAAAAUAAAAAAAAAUAAAAUGAAGCCAUCUUGGAGGUGCCAAAAACUGCAGUUCCUUGAAUGGCCACUUGAGGCUGGCACGAGAAGUGAGUUAAUUCCCAUAGACAGCCAUGAUUAAAAAGCCCAGUUUAACAGCAAAAAUCAACAUGUUUACAGCAAAACAACGGUUUUGGACUCUCUAGCUGACUUCCUGUUCAUGACAACUGUACGUAGUGUGGAUUUUUAUAUAACUCACCCAUUUACAUUUUAUUAAAGUUACCCACAAUUAAGAGUGUGGUUACUGUGAGUGACAGGCAUCUGCAGAUAGUGUCCUCGGGUUCUCAGUCAGAUCCAGCCCUCGUCCCUCAGUGGCUCCACCCUCUCGCCUAAAUAUGGUUUCUUCUGACUCAAAAAAUCCAAGAUGGCCACGGCCAAAAUGCAAGGCUUCAAAACGGGAGUCCACAAAUCAAUGGGUGAUGAAAUGGUAGCUAUGUCCGUUAUUUUAUACAGUCUAUGCUGGAAAUGGUGGUCCCAAUGCUACAGCUAGCAGCCAGUUAGCUUAACUUAGCAUGAAGACUGGAAACGAUAGUCCCAAAGGUAAUUAAAUCUGUCAAAAUUGUUCUCAUAAGCAUAAUAAUAAUAUAUUUCCCAUAACAUCAAACUGUUCCUUUAAAGCAGCCUUCCAGGGAUUUAGAGUCUUUUGCUAAAACAUAUUUUAAAAAAAAUGUGAAAAAUGGAAGCAGUCCAGAAAUCCUACACUUCCCAUAUAUCUUUCUCUCAUUAGAAAGGUACUUCUGAAUAACACCAUUUUGUCAAAGACCUUUACUUUGUCUCUUCAAAAUAGUUUUGAUUGUAAAAUAAAAUAAAAUAAAAUAAAUUGUUCUCUAACAGCAACACAGUAAUUUGCUAUCUCAAAGUCUGAACUGAGAUAACCCUGGUGACAUCACUAUGAUGUCAUCAGUUAUUUUUUCAGACCUGGCAAAGCAUCUCCAGAACAACAGAACAUUAUCCAACUCUACUGAGUACUACUCCCCGUGAUCAGUGAACUGAUUUUCAUGUGUGAACUGUAUUAGGCUCUUUAAGAAGAAAGUGCACAGUACCUGUAAUAGAUUAUAUAUAUAUGUGACAUCUUCCCACCCUGCUGAGAUACGGACACUGUAG
Messenger RNA from Epinephelus fuscoguttatus (brown-marbled grouper), 6380 nucleotides. RefSeq names its product cell adhesion molecule L1-like b (gene chl1b). The record is from RefSeq and is a predicted model, not a curated record. The transcript has 28 exons. NCBI's taxonomy places the organism in Eukaryota, Metazoa, Chordata, Actinopteri, Perciformes, Serranidae. Gene Ontology annotation, molecular function: protein binding. The coding region runs from base 585 to 4088 and encodes 1167 amino acids. Gene Ontology annotation, biological process: cell-cell adhesion.